CAGUUUGUGAUUUGCCAAUUUCUUGCGAAAAUGUUGGAACUACCAUUCAAUAUGGCACUUCGGUUCCCCAAGUUGGAUUUCAAGUCUUUUCCCUUUACUGAGAACCUCAACCCUGAAUUGCUAGGUCACGUAGUUGCUCUUGUUGCCGUUGGCUUUACAGCUGCUUAUAUUUACUAUCGCGCAAAACACCCCAAAGGAAGCUUGGACCCCAAAAAUUUCAAGGAAUUUAAACUCAUAAAGAAGACUCAGCUCAGCCAUAACGUUGCAAGAUUCAAAUUUGCCCUUCCUACUCCUUCUUCGGUAUUGGGCCUUCCUGUUGGAAAAAACAUACUUGCUAGGGGAAAAGAUAGCCAAGGAGAGGAAGUUAUGAGAUCAUAUACUCCAAUCACGUUGGAUUCAAAUAUUGGCUACUUCGAGUUGGUUGUGAAGAUGUACCCGAAUGGAAAGAUGUCCCACCAUUUUAGACAAAUGAAGGAAGGUGAUUACUUGGCCGUGAGGGGCCCCAAGGGACGUUUCAGUUACAAACCUGGCCAAGUUAGGGCAUUUGGAAUGAUUGCUGGGGGCUCAGGCAUAACUCCAAUGUUUCAGCUCAUAAGAGCCAUUCUUGAAAACCCUAAGGACAAAACAAAGGUGCACCUUGUUUACGCCAAUGUAACAGUGGACGACAUUCUGUUAAAGGAAGAACUAGAUAACUUUGCAAACAAAUUUGCUCAAAGAUUUGAAGUCUACCAUGUUCUUAAUAAGCCUCCUGAACAAUGGAAUGGUGGCAUUGGAUUUAUAUCGAAGGAGAUUAUUAAAUCACAUUGUCCUGAACCAGCCCAAGAUAUUCAGAUACUUAGGUGUGGUCCACCACCUAUGAAUAAAGCCAUGGCUACUCAUCUUGACGCACUUGGCUACACAUCUAACAUGCAGUUCGAGUUCUAACCGCUUCAAUCUAAUUCAUUUAAUUAUUGCCACGUACAAUUCAUUGUUUGUAUCGUAUGUGUCUUAAUCAAAUUUUAUCACAUGAUUCAUUUCAUAAUAAUUUAUGCCAGUGACAAGAGUGCUACUGUGAGCCUACUGUUUCAUUCCACGAGCCAAAUAGGCAAAUACGUUAUACUGUACCGAAAAUGCCCAUGAAUAAAAAUGUUUGUUUCAAGUGUAAUUGUCACAAAAACAUGUAUAAAGGUUUUUUUAUUCA
Glycine soja is the source of this 1180-nucleotide messenger RNA. RefSeq names its product NADH--cytochrome b5 reductase 1-like. Bases 31 to 924 code for a protein of 297 amino acids. The record is from RefSeq and is a predicted model, not a curated record. The transcript has 9 exons. Gene Ontology annotation, molecular function: cytochrome-b5 reductase activity, acting on NAD(P)H. Lineage: Eukaryota; Viridiplantae; Streptophyta; Magnoliopsida; Fabales; Fabaceae. Gene Ontology annotation, biological process: electron transport chain.